AUGCUCCGUGGUCCGCAGAAGUCGAUCUCGCGAUGCCUCUCCACCUCCGCGCCAGUCUCUUCUUUCCGAUAUGUCAACUCUGAAGGUCUUAACACGGACCUCAAAACUCAGAUGGUCGGCCUUUCCAACUCUUCCUUCAUCUCCGAGAUUUUCCGAGGUGUUGGUAUGGGUCUCGGCAAGUUCUUCGUUGAGCCUGCCACUAUUAACUAUCCCUUCGAAAAGGGACCUCUUUCUCCCCGAUUCCGUGGUGAACACGCUCUCCGAAGAUACCCAACCGGCGAGGAGCGAUGCAUCGCUUGCAAGCUCUGCGAAGCUGCCUGCCCAGCUCAGGCUAUCACCAUUGAGGCCGAAGAGCGAGCUGAUGGAUCGAGAAGAACAACUCGAUACGAUAUUGACAUGACCAAGUGCAUCUACUGCGGCUUCUGCAUGGAAGCUUGCCCAGUUGACGCUAUCGUCGAAGGACCCAACUUUGAGUACUCGACCGAAACUCACGAAGAACUUUUGUACAACAAGGAGAAGCUCCUCAUGAACGGCGACAAGUGGGAGCCCGAAAUCGCCGCCAACAUCCAGAUGGACUAUAUGUACCGAUAA
This is a messenger RNA of Oikopleura dioica, 591 nucleotides long. The record is from the annotation of a GenBank genome assembly. Lineage: Eukaryota; Metazoa; Chordata; Appendicularia; Copelata; Oikopleuridae.